This is a messenger RNA of Mucor velutinosus, 708 nucleotides long. It is a transcript of the gene MND1, whose product is annotated as Meiotic nuclear division protein 1. NCBI's taxonomy places the organism in Eukaryota, Fungi, Mucoromycota, Mucoromycetes, Mucorales, Mucoraceae. Bases 1 to 708 code for a protein of 235 amino acids. The transcript is spliced from 2 exons. The record is from RefSeq and is a predicted model, not a curated record.
AUGUUACUCAACUCAGUCAGAACUCAAUGUCAGAUCUACGGACAACGACAACUGUCUCUCCUGGGUAGAGUCACCAUCGUCAACAGCCUCAUUUUGUCCAAGGUAUGGUACAGUUUGCGCAUGCUGAAACCUACCAAACGGUUUGUAGAGAACUCCAGAGGUGGUCUUGCUGUUCUCAACCCUUCUCUUCAACAAUUGAUCCUCCAAAAACGCUGGCUCAAUUACCUCGUUGAACCGCAGAAAUAUCCGACUUUCCUGCGUCCCUUCAUGCUCUAUCACGUAUCACUGCUACCGGCGUCAUCAGAGUUUCCUUGCUUGGUCAUCGUAGAUGCUGAAUACCGCAAGUCCUCCCUGAUACACAAGGAUCUUUCUAUUUGGCAUUUUAUCUUCGUCAUGUAUGACUAUUUUGGUUUCAGUGAACUUCAACAAGUGGAUUUCCUUCCGGUCCAGACCAUCCUGCAAUUGCCUUUGCACAAGCUUCUCAUAGGCCUCAGCGAUGAUCACUGGCUCCGGCGUCAUCCCAAGUUUCCAGCAAACAAGUUCCUGAUCUUUGAUAGCCAACAACAACGGCUGCGUCUUCGUGUUGCUUCUGAAUAUUCAAGCUACUCGCUUCUUUGUGCCUCGCUCUAUCAAGAUAUUCUCAUGCUCAAAACCGUCAAACUGGUUCCUAAGGUGUGGCCUCACAAUACUACGCCAAGUAUCCUUUGA